UGCGUUUUCAGGUCCGUUAGCUUAAACUAACUUUAGCAUUAGCGUGUUUCUCGAAAGUAGUUGUCCAUCUUAAAAGUUUAAAUAAAGUAUUCCACAUAGUCAAUUCUUACUUUGCCACAAAAGUUCUCUAACUUUAAAUGGCAGCUAUUCAGGUUCGAGAAAUUUCUGCAGUUAAAGAUCAACAAAUGAAGGAAGCCGCUGAAAAAUCUGCAAGAUCUGUUUUUGUUGGCAACAUUCCUUAUGAGGCUUCAGAUGAUCAAUUGAAAGAUAUUUUUAGUCAAGCUGGUCCUGUACUUAGUUUCAGGCUUGUAUAUGAUCGUGAAACUGGAAAACCAAAAGGGUAUGGGUUUUGUGAAUACAAAGACAGUGAAACUGCACAGAGUGCAAUGAGAAAUUUAAAUGGUACAGAAAUACAUGGCCGCCAAUUGCGUGUUGAUAGUGCUGCAAGUCAAAAAGGAAAUGGGGUUGAGGAUCCAAAAGCUUUUAUGAAAGAAAUAUCGCCUUAUGGACAAGCAGUAAACCCAGAUAAAGCUCCUGAAACAAUAACUAAUGCUGUUGCCAGUCUUCCUCCUGAACAAAUGUUUGAGUUAAUGAAACAAAUGAAGCUGUGUAUCCAAAACAAUCCUGAGGAGGCACGUCAAAUGUUACUUCAAAACCCACAACUUGCAUAUGCUCUACUGCAAGCUCAAGUUAUCAUGAAAAUAGUUGAUCCUAAAGUUGCUGAGGCAAUUCUGCAUCAACCUAGAGGAGAACCUCUUCCUAUUAAUCAAUUAAUGGAGCAAGCAGGUAUUGGUCCUGGCUCUCAAAAUGUACCUCCUCCCAUAAAACAGGAAUGGCGUGGAGAUUUAUCUCGUGAUAUUACUUUUCCUCCAAGAGGAGAAAUAUAUAGAGGGCCUGCACCUGAUAUUAGAGGUGAAUUUGGUCGUCCACCAGUCAUGGAAAGAGAUAUGAUGAGAGGGCCACCCCUGCACGAGAGAGAAUUUCGACCUCCUUCGAUUGAUGAUCGUCGUGGUCCUCCGAUAGAUGACCGUUUUCGAGAAUCAGGACCGCCUCCAUUUGAUCCUCGAGAUCGACCUGUUGAUAGGCAUCCCAAUGACCCAAGAGGUCCUCCUCCAUUAGAUCAACGAAUGCGCAUGGAUGGUCUACCUGGGAGAGAUGAAAGAGGAAUUAUAAGAGAUGAUCGAAUAAAUAGAGGUCCACCCCCAUCUCGUGACAACCGAGACCCAAGACCAGGGCCUCCAAUGCCUCAUGAAAUGAGAGGACCUCCACCAACGCAUCAUGGUGGGCCUUCUAACUUUAAUGCUCCACCAACCAAUCAUGUGCCACCUCCAACAAGUCAAUUUGAUGGGCGUCCUCAGCAAAAGUUUACACCGAGCCAAGGUACUGAAAAAACAGAAGCAUCUACUGGAACAAGCGGGACACCUGGUCCCAAUAAAGAAGAAAAGGAGCGUUUGAUUAUGCAAGUUUUAAAUCUAACAGAUGCUCAAAUAAAUAUGCUUCCUGAAGAUCAACGAGAAAGUAUACGUUUAUUAAAAGCGCAGUUUGCUAAUAAAAGAAACUAAAUUAAAAUGCUAGUAAGAAUUCGAUAAAACAAAAGAUAAAGGAACUUA
Messenger RNA from Hydra vulgaris (swiftwater hydra), 1610 nucleotides. RefSeq names its product cleavage stimulation factor subunit 2. Gene Ontology annotation, biological process: mRNA 3'-end processing. NCBI's taxonomy places the organism in Eukaryota, Metazoa, Cnidaria, Hydrozoa, Anthoathecata, Hydridae. Gene Ontology annotation, cellular component: mRNA cleavage and polyadenylation specificity factor complex. Gene Ontology annotation, molecular function: mRNA binding. The record is from RefSeq and is a predicted model, not a curated record.